Molecule: messenger RNA, 461 nt
Organism: Argentina anserina (silverweed cinquefoil)
Lineage: Eukaryota; Viridiplantae; Streptophyta; Magnoliopsida; Rosales; Rosaceae
Product: gibberellin-regulated protein 6
Exons: 3
Coding region: 52-348 (98 amino acids)
Source: RefSeq, a predicted model, not a curated record
CUUUGAUUUGGUUUGUUUUGCUGAUAUAACUGAUAGGCGUGAUAGCCGGCUAUGGCUAAGCUUAUCUGCCUUCUUCUUCUAGCUCUCCUUGGGAUUUCAGUGGCAGCAGAAACCCAGUAUCACUUGGACAGUGCAAGGUAUGGACCUGGGAGUCUUCAGAGUUCACAAUGCCCAUCACAGUGCACAAGGAGAUGUAGCCAAACACAGUACCACAAGCCAUGCAUGUUCUUCUGCCAGAAAUGCUGUGCCAAGUGUCUGUGUGUUCCUCCAGGCUUCUAUGGCAACAAAGCUGUGUGCCCUUGCUACAACAACUGGAAGACCAAGGAAGGAGGACCCAAGUGCCCUUGAACCAAAGGGAUUUACUACUCUACCAAUUCAUAAUCCCAUCAUCAAUAUUAAUUUAAUCAAAGAAUCAUUCUGCAAGAUAGUAUUAUCUUUCAGCUCCUUCCAUUCUCCGCAGG